CUACUGUUCGCGAAGACGGCAAAAGCUAAGUUUAUGGACGGGUUCCGAAGGCCGCACCCUCUCCAAUUUUUGAGUUUUUUCUUGGUUUUAUUUUUCGAAGGAUUUCACCUAUAAAGAGCAAAAACUGGCGUAUAACUUUUAACAAUGUAAAAGAAUGACCGCCUAAAUCAAAAAUUGGGCUCAGUAACGUUGUUCCCACUCUUGGUGUUCCUGUCAACACAGGCACUGGUACGUGUCUUCCUCAAACAACCCAUGCAACUGGUUCUCUCCCGACCUAUGUCAACACAGCCGAUUUCAAUGGCGACAAGAAAACCGACAUUGUUGUCACAAACGCCAGAUUAGCGUUCUCUUCAAUACAGGCGACGGCACAUUUACCAGUGAAACGAGCUAUCCAAGUGGUAAUUACCCAAACACUGAUUGCAGCAGAUGUCAAUGGUGACAAAAAACCAGACAUUAUUGUUGCAAAUAACGGCGGAAACACUCUUGAUGUUUAUCUCAAUAAAGGAAACGGCACGCUUGCUGCUCCUACACCCUAUAUAACUGAUAAUGAACCGUGGGGUUUGGCAGCAGCCGAUGUCAAUGGGGACAGUUACCUCGAUAUUAUUGUCGGAGACUACGGGGCUGGCACGAUCGGACACCCCCACCCAGUAACUUAUACAUCAGUAACUUAUAUGAAGACCAGUAGAAAAACCAUAGCCAUGUUGUGUGUGUGUCGUGAAAAAGGAAGUGAUUAG
Molecule: messenger RNA, 734 nt
Organism: Didymodactylos carnosus
Lineage: Eukaryota; Metazoa; Rotifera; Eurotatoria; Philodinida; Philodinidae
Source: the annotation of a GenBank genome assembly